Messenger RNA from Rasamsonia emersonii CBS 393.64, 3285 nucleotides. RefSeq names its product Mitogen-activated protein kinase. Gene Ontology annotation, molecular function: SNARE binding; zinc ion binding. The transcript is spliced from 6 exons. The record is from RefSeq and is a predicted model, not a curated record. The coding region runs from base 1 to 3285 and encodes 1094 amino acids. Lineage: Eukaryota; Fungi; Ascomycota; Eurotiomycetes; Eurotiales; Trichocomaceae. Gene Ontology annotation, cellular component: COPII vesicle coat; endoplasmic reticulum exit site. Gene Ontology annotation, biological process: COPII-coated vesicle cargo loading; intracellular protein transport; endoplasmic reticulum to Golgi vesicle-mediated transport.
AUGGCGGCACCACAGGGAGGUUAUCCUCCUCAGGAAGGCUACGAUCAAGCGCCCGGAUACGGUUCGCCAGCCGGUGCAGCUCCCCAACACCAUGCUGGCGGAAAGAAGAAACGUGCCUAUGCGGACGAGGCAUUCGAGUUCGGCCAAGGAGCCAAUGCAGCGCUAGGAGGACAACAAAAAGGUGGUGGCGACUACGCGGCAUUUGCUGCUCAAGCCGCAGCAGCAGGAUAUCCACAACCUGGAUAUCCCCAGCCGGGCGGUAUUGGAGACUACCAGCCUCCUGCGGCUGCUUAUCCUGCCCCGAGCGCAGUAGGCGUAGCCCAAGUGACCCAGCAGUUUGGCCAGCUGGGUGUAAGUGAUCCGCACCAGGUGCAGCAGCCUCAACAGGCGCAGAGGGCCCUUCCCCUGAAUCAGCUGUAUCCUACCGAUCUUCUUGCCCAGCCAUUCAACGUCGCGGAGCUCGAUUAUCCUCCUCCCCCGAUCAUCCUGCCUCCUAAUGCAACCACUUACCCAUCCCCUUAUGCCAAUUGCCCUCCGAAAUAUGUUAGGUCUACUCUCAAUGCCGUUCCGACUACACAUUCGCUCCUUAAGAAAUCCAAGCUACCGUUUGCUCUGGUCAUUCAGCCAUACGCAUCACUUCACGAUGUGGAAGAUCCGGUCCCCGUCAUUCCUGACCAGGUCAUCUCUCGUUGCCGACGUUGCCGAUCCUACAUCAAUCCCUUUGUUUCAUUCCUCGACCAAGGCCACCGCUGGCGUUGUAAUAUGUGCAAUCUGACCAACGACGUGCCUCAAGCAUUCGAUUGGGAUACGACUUUGCAGAAACCGGCGGAUAGGUCGCAGAGGCCGGAGCUCAACCAUGCAGUGGUGGAGUUUGUGGCACCACAGGAGUAUAUGGUUCGCCCACCCCAGCCGCUGGUCUACUUGUUCUUGAUUGAUGUCAGUUAUGCCUCCGUCAUGAAUGGCCUCCUUGCAACCAGUGCUCGGUGCAUCAAGGAGAGCUUGGAUCGGAUUCCCAAUGCGGAUCGAAGGACCAGACUCGGGUUCCUUGCAGUUGACUCCAGUCUGCAUUACUUCGUGAUUCCAAGAGAUGGUUCAGAAAGCUCGGACCCGAAGAUGUUGGUCGUUAGUGAUCUCGACGAGCCAUUCCUGCCAAUUCCUGGCGACCUUUUGGUCACCUUGACCGAGUGUCGGGAAAACAUCGAGUUGUUCCUCGACAAACUGCAAGAUAUGUUCCAGAACACGCAGAAUAGCGGUUGUGCAAUGGGAUCGGCUCUUCGUGCCGGAUACAAGUUGAUUUCUCACGUUGGAGGAAAGAUGACAGUCUUGUCAUCCUCUCUUCCCAACAUCGGACAUGGCGCUCUCACCGUCCGCGAAGACAAAAAGGUGUUGGGCACUAGCAAAGAAAGCAGCCUCCUACAGACCGCCAACAGCUUCUACAAGAGCUUUGCCGUGGAGUGCUCCAAGGCACAGGUUUCGAUCGACAUGUUCUUGUUCUCAUCUCAGUAUCAGGAUGUGGCUUCCCUGAGCAAUUUGCCCAGAUACACCGGAGGGCAGACGUACUUUUACCCAGGGUGGAAUGCUGCCAGGACGGAGGAUGCAAUCAAGUUUGCGCGCGAAUUUUCCGACUAUCUCUCUGCCGAGAUUGGACUGGAGGCGGUCCUGCGUGUGCGUGCCACCACUGGCCUGCGCAUGAACACGUUUUACGGCAACUUCUUUAACCGUAGUUCGGAUCUCUGCGCGUUCCCAGCCUUCCCCCGCGACCAAGCCUAUGUGGUUGAGGUUGCCAUCGAUGAGACCGUUACCAAGCCUGUGGUUUGCCUGCAGACUGCGGUGCUGCAUACCACCUGCAAUGGGGAGAGGAGAAUCCGAGUCCUGACGUUGGCGCUGCCUACCACUCAAAACUUGGCGGAUGUGUACGCCUCUGCUGAUCAGCAGGCCAUUGCGACCUACUUCAGCCACAAAGCUGUUGAGCGCACCCUUUCAAGUGGCCUCGAGUCCGCUCGGGAGGCUCUGCAGUCCAAGAUCGUUGAGCUUCUGACGACAUAUCGCAAGGAGCUUGCCGGUGGCAGCGUGGGUGGCGGCGGUCUGCAAUUCCCAGCUAACUUGAGAGGCUUGCCGGUCCUCUUCCUUGCGCUUAUCAAACAUCUUGGUUUGCGAAAAUCGGCCCAGAUCCCGACCGACAUGCGGUCCGCCGCUCUCUGCUUGCUGUCGACGCUGCCACUGCCACUUUUGAUCCAGUAUAUCUACCCGAAGAUGUAUUCUCUCCAUGACAUGCCCGACGACGCUGGUUUGCCCAACAAAGAGACGGGUGAGAUCGUUCUUCCGCCACCGGUCAACCUGUCAUCUGAGCGACUGGUUCCGUAUGGCCUGUACCUCAUCGAUGACGGGCAGACCCAAUUCCUGUGGGUUGGGCGAGACGCUGUUCCUCAAUUGUUGAUCGAUGUAUUCGGUGUGUCGGAUAAGUCGCAGCUGAGAGUGGGCAAGCAGUUCUUGCCCGAGUUGGACAAUGAUUUCAACGAGCGGGUUCGUGCGGUGAUUCAGAAGAGCAAGGAUCACAAGUCCAAGGGAGUGGGCAGCAUUGCCUCACCGCAACUGUACGUCGUUAAGGAAGAUGGCGAGCCAGGGUUGCGCCUGUGGGCUCAGACGAUGUUGGUGGAGGACCGCGCCGACCAAGGGGUCAGCUUGCAGCAGUGGAUGGGUUCCUUACGGGAAAAGCGUGAUCAAUGUCUAUGUGUCCAAGUCAGAAGAAGACGGCGCAGUACUGCUGCCUGGGAUUGUAUCUCCAACUGUACUGUAGACUUUUUUUUUGGAAGUCGACAGCCAUCCACCACCCCUAGCAAUUACUGUAAGCAGCGUUUCGGCGGUGUCGACAGGUUAAUAAUGCGUUGUCACGGGGGCAGGGUCCAAUCGCGCCAUGUUUCACUCGGAGACGAGAGCGACAAAGCACCAGCCUCAGGCCACCAGACCCGUGCGGCAGGAGAUGCUCAGGAUUGCUGCCUUAAAGAUUCAAGUGCAUCGAGUGUAAGGUACAUCCCUCCCCGGCCCCUCUCCGCCACUAGCGUUUGGGAUUCUGACGGUGGAGCUGGCACGGGUCUCGUCACUGGCCGCCGCGCCGUGACGAGGGUUAGCCGGCUGUGUUCCCGUGAGUUAGUCGAGCACAGCAGCACGACCCGCGGCACCCGUUGCUGGAGAUUGUCGCCGACCCAAGGUUCAGGCCUCAUCCACAUGGGAGAUCAUCCUGAUCAGGAUCUAGACAGGUGGGUUCCUGGUCCUGAGGCCCUCUGA